UCUGAGGAAAUUCUCUAGGCCUUUUAAUGUGACAAGAGAUACCAGUUUCUACUUGAUGGAGUUUAGAUACAGUUCUUUACUGUGACCAGACACCGGUUGUUGUUGAGUGACAAGUGGUAACACUCCAUAAAUCAAAGGAACAGUGUCAUUGUGGCAAAAAGUAGUCACCCCUAUUCUCUCAUAUGGUUAUGAGGUGAGAGUAGCUACCUAUUUCCCCCCUUACUUUCCUUUCUGUCCCCACCAUGUCUUGGUGGCUCUUUCCAUGGUCAAGUUCCAUCAAAAAACGAGCAUGCAGGUAUCUUCUGCAACAUUACCUUGGCCACUACCUGGAGGAAAGACUAAGUCUCGAACAGUUGAGCUUGGACCUCUACAAUGGAAGCGGACGUCUCUCUGACAUUCACCUAGAUAUCUGGUCGGUGAAUGAACUCCUUGAGUCCACUGGGGCUCCGCUAGAGAUCACUGAUGGCUUCAUUGGUAGUAUUUCUGUCACCAUACCUUGGUCUGCCCUAGUCACUGAAAACUGCACUGUGGAAGUUUCUGAACUACAAAUUACAUGUCGUCCAAAAUACAGGAAUGGUUCACUAGGUAGAGAAAGCCAUAGCUGGUCCUCCUGUAUGACCACCAGCAUGCAGCUGGCUCAAGAGUGUUUGAAGGAACAAGCAGAAGAACCAUCAGAUCCUCCACAGCCUAUUGAGGGCUUAGAGAUGUUUGCUCAAACUAUAGAGACAGUGCUGCGGAGGAUUAAAGUGACCUUUUUAGAUACCAUUGUCCGGAUUGAGAACACCCCAACAGAGGGUGAUGUGAAUACAGCCCUAGAAUUCCACAUAAAAAGACUAGAUUAUUGUGAUGAAGCUGUAAGGGACUGUUCCCAUGCAACUCCUGUGGAUAUCCAUCAACCUCCUGCUUUCAUUCAGAAGAUCCUGCAGCUGAAUGGGGUGUCACUCCAUUAUGAGGAGUUCAAGAACAGAGGCCAAACCCCGUCUGCCACUCCUGCUGCUGAGGAUAUCCACUUAUCUGCCCAGAAUAUACACCCAGAGUCAGUGCAUUUUUCAGCGACUCCCAGCCGGCCUGUGGAGCCCACAGACCCUUCCUUACCUGUCCUACAGAUCGGCAGCUUCUCUGGGUGUACAGAGCUUACCAUCAAACUGAAACAAAGUGAUGUGUUUCCUGGGCCAAAGCUUGAGAUAGAUGGAAAAAUGGGAUCUCUUCAUUUGUUCCUGAACCCACGUCAAAUAUGUAACCUACAGCAGCUUAUUGAUGCCUUGAGUAUUUCUGAAUCAAACAAUAUCAAAGAGAAGCUGUUAAAGAGUCGGCCACUGGAUAUGGAGGAUUUGAAACUAAUAGAGCAGGACCUAAAUCAGCAAUUGCACUCAGGACCUGGAUCUGUAUUUGUACCAGAUCCAGAACUGGUAUCGUUCCAGACUCUGGAGAAUGGAGAUAUGUUUUUUUCCAUGACGGCCAUGACAAACAGUGCCACUUCAAUCCGAUCUGCAAAUGAAUUGUCAGAUGUAGAUAUGGAAUCGUCUAUCUAUAGUGACUACAGUGUUACCCAACUUCAGAGCCCAGCUUUCACUCCUGGGUUGAUACUGGGCAGCCCCAGGCGUUACAGGCACUCUCCAUUCUCUGCCACACUACCUCCCUUACAAAACCUUCACAAGAUGCCAGGUAAAUCAUGUGCUCCAUCCUCGCUGGAGCCACUCAAACCUGAAAUGUUGCUGAAGCUGACUCUUGGCGGGCUCACAGUCACUGUCCCUCAUCUACUAGAUCAUACUAGAAUUGUACCAGACAUUUCCUAUCCAGAUGCUGUCAAGCACUUCUUCACUGAAUUGAGAUCCUUUCAGUAUUCAGCCUUCAGUGGACGAGACUUCAGGCAUCUUCGUGGUCAUUUUGAGAAAGCGUGUCAGCUGAGCAAUGUCAGAGUUACAGCAUUAGCUACUCAGAUUGUGUGUGAGCAGAGAUCUGGCACAGGGACACAACAGACCGGUUUUGACAUAAGCUUUGGGAUGCUGGAGAUUUUGGAAUGUUUGCAGCAGGGAAAGGACACCUCUAAUAAAGCAAUGGACCCGGAGUACACAAAGCUCAUGGUUUUCCAAAGUCCAGUAUCCUCUUCCCGUCCCUGCUGCCAGAUACACUACAAACAGGUUCACAGAACACCUUCCAGAAGCAGCCAUAAGAAACAGGCUGUAAAAGUUAACUCUGACAUCCUAGUGGAGCUGGAAGAAUUUCAAUGUGACCUUGAUCUUGGUUUGAUUGACCGGCUUGGAUCCCUCUUCCAGGACAAAGCUAUGCAGGAGAAACGCCCUGCUGAUCACCUUGACAUGCACACGAUGUUUGUUAAUCCUGCCCCUGAAGAAGAUACAGACAUUUGUGUGGUGGCUUCAAAAGCCCAUAUACAUCUCCAGUUUCCUGUACCAGACUUGAGGCCAAGCACAGAGCGCCGAUCAUGGACAGAAAAGGCUGUGAGACGGGAAUGCCUGGAAAUGGAGAUAGCAGACAUGAAGAUUCAUACCCAGAGGAAAACGGGGACAGAGGAACCCAGCAAGACAGAGAUAACAUUCGGUGACUUGCAUGGUGUCUUCACUGAUGGUGAGAAACAUAUCCCUUGUAUCAAAAUCAGUAAAGGCACAGAUCCGUUGGCAAAAGCUGGAGGAAAGAAGUAUACCCUUGCCACAAUUUCAAUAACCCUCCAACCCCAAAACAAAGCCUCUCCUUGGGAUUAUGAUCAGGACAAAAUGGAUGAUCCAGAUCUUCCAUCUGUUGAAAGCCCAUGUGAGCUGAAACAACCAGAGCCUUCACCAUUUUCAUCUAAGAGAACAAUGUAUGAAACAGAGGAGAUGGUUAUCCCUGCUGACCCAGAAGAAAUGGCAGAUUUUCAACAGGUUACAUUGACUUCAUCUCAGUACACACUUGAGGUCACUCUGCCCAGAGUUCACAUCUUCCUUCCCAGCAAGGACAUAUAUGAGAAUCUUUAUAACAGGCUGUGCAAUGACCUACUGAUGUGGGAACCAGUGUCUGUGAGUGAUUCAUCUCUGGCGGAGUCUCUGCUCCCCACCGAACAGCUUCACACUCCCAGUUAUAAGCCGGAUAUGUUCCGUAUGUGCAAGUCUGCAUUCAAGCUAGACUCGGACUCUGAAGAUGAAGACUCUCAUUUCUACUCUGUGGAUGAAGCUGCAAGGCUUAAGAAAGGAACACUUGGAGGCCACAGCUUCUUUUCUGCUUCAGUCACCAUUUUGCAGGGACGUAUCACAGCCUGGGCUGAAACCAAGGGAGAAGGAGGUAAGAGGUUGGAUGACCACCAUGGUGAGGUAGUUCUAGAUGUAGAAAAUGGACGGAUCUUCACUGUAUCCAAGUACAAAGGGAAAGAGGACCUCAGCUACUUGUGUAUAGAAUCGGACAAUGUGUCUCUGUAUCACAAAGCUGCUGUGGAAGAUUACUUACCGCCUGUGAGCCUUGAACUGCCCACAUUUAUGCCCCCUAAAAACUUGGACCCUACUAUUUAUCCCUCUGAGGAGGGCGUGUUGGCCCAGUUGUCGGGAAUCCGCAAAGAUAGAAAUUCAAAGAUGCUGUCCUUGGCUGUCCGAAUUGACCUUAACCUUGUGAAAAAUGUUAAGGAAUUCCUCGUAGCCUUGAGGUUAGAUGGUGCCACCCUUCGUCAUCACAUGGCAUUGCCCAACCAAAGCUGGCACAGUCAAAUCCUGGAUUUCUUAGAUGUAGUUGAUGAACCUAUCUUGGGAUACAGCACUCCAGCAGUCAUCACAGUGUUGCACACUCACCUUUUCAGCUGUGCCGUGGAUUACAGACCUCUUUACCUCCCUGUCAGAGUCCUGGUGACCGCAGAAACGUUUACCCUUUCCAGUAACAUCGUGGUAGACACCUCCACCUUUGUCCUCAGGUUUAUAUUAGACGACUCUGCCCUUUACCUGUCAGAUAAAUGUGACACUGAUAUUACCGAUUUAAGGAAAGAUUUUGUCUGUGUUCUGGAUGUGGACCUUUUGGAGUUGGUUAUCACUACAUGGAAGGGGGACACGUCCUCAAAACUGUCCCAGCCUCUCUUUGAACUGCGCUGCUCUAACAACGUCCUCCACAUACACACCUGUGCCGACUCCUGUGCUAUGUUGGUCAACCUUACCCAGUAUGUGAUGAACAAUGGGGAUUUGCACUGCCCUCCGAAACCUGAGCCACCCACUGAGAUCGCGGGACAGAAACUUCAGCCCCCAGAAGGCCCCUCCUCGUUACCUCCAUGUUUACCCGCUGAAACUGCACAAAUUAACCAGGGAGACCUUACUGAUGCUCUUAUAGACACAGGAAAAAAUAACAAAGAAAGCUCUGAAGCCGGAGACCCUCUCAUCCGUCAGAAUUCCCCUGUAUCAGUUUACCUUUUCCCAGAAGAAAUUAAGUCAGGACAAAGACGUGAGAUGAUUUCUCAGUCACCUCCGCUGCCGGAAGCACGGGUCUCCCAGGAAAGCCUUGGCCUCUCAGACACUAGCGGCGAUAGUGAGCUGACAGACACCGAUGACUUUUGCAUCCUGGAUGCACCUGGUAUUGGUGUGCCACCUAAAGAUGGAGAACCUGUGGUAAGAAAGUUGGUGGAUAGUCCGAUUCUAGUCAAGGACGGGCAUUUUUCACGACCCCUGGGCAGCACCGACAUCCUGAAGCCACCGAGUAAAUUCCCUGUGCCGGAGACCCGGAUUGUGCUGCGGGAGAUAUCUGUCGUAUGGCACCUGUACGGUGGAAAGGAUUUUAGUAAUUGCAGAGCAAACUCAGCCCGGGCACAGUCACCAAGGUCAAGGACAAGUUUGCAGAGUGCCCGUGGUUCACCAUCACGAUUGUCUGUGACUAACCGCCCCCAAAACACAUGGCGGACACAAGGAGGCAGUGGGAGGAAUCAUGACAUACUAAUGGAGAUACAGCUGACCAAGGUGAGCUUUCAGCAUGAGUCUUAUCCAGCACCCUUUGGAGCAAAAACAGAGAUGGUCCAUGUAGGGGAACCGGAUGAAGUCCCUCUUGCCCGUCAGGUUUUUAUAGUUCAGGAGCUGGAGAUUAGAGACCGUCUGGCUACAUCACACAUCAACAAGUUCUUGUACUUGUACACCAGUGAAAAGAUGCCACGCAGAGCUCACUCCAACAUGCUUUCUAUUAAAGCGCUUCAUGUUUGUCCUGAGGCUGGAUUGGGGGGACCCGAAUGCUGCCUCCGAAUGUCCUUGAUGCCUCUAAGACUAAAUAUUGAUCAGGAUGCUCUCUUCUUCUUAAAAGAUUUCUUCACAAGUCUGGCAUCUGGGAUUCAACCUGUUGUUCCCUUGGAUUUGGGAUCAGAUGCAUCUCGCUUGGAUGAUACAAGCAAACCAAACUCUGAGACUGAUACGGGGUUAGAGACCUCUGCAGAGUCCAAUGACGAAGAAACCUCAUCUCAUAGCUCAUCAAGCGAUCAGCCCAUAUACUUCCGAGAAUUUCGUUUCACUUCAGAGGUGCCAAUAUGGUUGGAUUACCAAGGAAAACAUGUUACCACAGAACAAGUGGGCACCUUUGCUGGAAUAUUAAUCGGACUGGCCCAGCUGAACUGCUCCGAACUAAAGCUGAAGAGGCUUUACUGCAGGCAUGGGCUAUUGGGAGCCGAUAAGGUUUUCUCUUAUGCCCUUAAUGAGUGGCUGACUGACAUUCGCAAGAACCAGCUUCCUGGGAUCUUGGGAGGAGUGGGACCCAUGCAUUCUGUUGUUCAACUCUUUCAUGGCGUGCGUGACCUUUUCUGGCUCCCUAUUGAGCAAUAUCGCAAGGAUGGACGGAUUAUUCGUGGCCUGCAGAGGGGAGCAGCAUCCUUUGGUACCUCAACUGCAUCUGCAGCCCUGGAACUCAGCAACCGACUGGUGCAAGCUAUACAGGCUACAGCAGAGACAGUGUAUGACAUCCUAUCUCCAACACCGCCAGUAGCCCGGGGCUCAUUUGAUGUCAGACAGUCCCGUAAGCUCCGAAGAGGCCAUCAACCAGCAGAUCUACGAGAAGGUGUAGCCAAGGCAUAUGAUACUGUGAGAGAGGGUGUUAUCGACACAGCUCAGACCAUCCGUGAUGUAGCAUCCCGUGGCCAUGAACAGAAGGGCUUGACUGGGGCAGUAGGAGGAGUGCUGAGACAGAUCCCACCUACUGUAGUGAAGCCAUUCAUAGUGGCCACAGAAGCCACUUCAAACCUUCUUGGAGGAAUGAGGAACCAGAUCCGACCUGAUGCUCACAAAGAGGACUCUCAAAAGUGGAGAUCCGAUGAGGGACAGGACUGAAUAACAGCAACUUUCUUUAUGAAGUGCCAAAGGAGUUUUAAUCUGUGAAGAUGAUUGGGGUAUGCUGGAUCUGUGCUUCAAGUUUGGACAAAUAAUGUCAUUGCAAAACUAUCACAGACCAGUCAUAACUACCUUGUUUUUCUCCAUUAAACAGCCACUUAAUUUUUUCCCAUAAAAUUCUCUCCAUGUUCCUUUUUUCCAGAAGACUACUUUCUAAAAAUUUCCCUGUGAAUAUACUUAUUGGUCACAAAGAUAGUAACCCUUCCAGAUGUUUAAUUUCACCAUAUGUCUCUAUGUAAUUAUUCUAUAAAACUGAUAACCCAUGCAGUGACUGAAUCUCAUGGCUGGGCUAAGCUAUUUCAGUGUAAUCACAAGGCAAUAUGGCACUUUUUUGGCCUUGUGUAAUGACAUUUUCUACCAAGCAGAAAGGGAAUCGGAGCACAGAAGUGACUGUUCUUUCACUGCAAGUGUCUCAAGCACAGCUAUACAUGGCCUCGCUCCUUUCCUUUAUAAGUUUUAUAUCCCUUUUCCCACUUUUAAAUGCUUAUAUUUCAACUCUGAGGCCAAAUAAGUAUAAAUAUAUAAAUAUGUAUAAAUAAAAACAAUGUAAAGAUU
Molecule: messenger RNA, 6881 nt
Organism: Spea bombifrons (plains spadefoot toad)
Lineage: Eukaryota; Metazoa; Chordata; Amphibia; Anura; Pelobatidae
Gene: ATG2A
Product: autophagy related 2A
Exons: 42
Coding region: 243-6266 (2007 amino acids)
Biological process (GO): piecemeal microautophagy of the nucleus; reticulophagy; autophagosome assembly
Cellular component (GO): phagophore assembly site; extrinsic component of membrane
Molecular function (GO): phosphatidylinositol-3-phosphate binding
Source: RefSeq, a predicted model, not a curated record